This is a messenger RNA of Schistosoma margrebowiei, 2087 nucleotides long. NCBI's taxonomy places the organism in Eukaryota, Metazoa, Platyhelminthes, Trematoda, Strigeidida, Schistosomatidae. The record is from the annotation of a GenBank genome assembly.
AUGAAUUCAACUACUGAUGACAAAAAUAAUCUUACUGAAAACAAUGAAAAUCCUAUCAAUGGGUGUAGUUCACCAACCACUUCUUUAUCUCACAACUCUCUUGUCAAUUCAUCAUUCUCACCAUCGUCUUCAUGUGUUACAGAUUUAUGUGCUUGGUGUCAGAAACCAAAUCUUCAAACUUAUAAAUAUAAUUCAUUUUAUCAAUCUCUUAAUUUAGAUAAUACUAAAUAUAAAAUAAAACCUGUACCGGUUUGUUGUUCACAAAUAUGUUUUGAUAAUUUACGUCGUGCUUAUUUCAAAAAUCGUCGCAAUCAAUUAAACAGUCAAUUAUUAGAUGAAAUACCUGCUAUGGUAAUUUCUGGUCGAUUACCAUAUACAUCAGAUUCGGAUAAAGAAAAACUCGAUAAUAAAAGACAAUCAACUUUAUCCUAUCAAUCAAAUACUAGUUGCAACCCACCAGCUACUAUUACUAAUAUUACUAAUAAUAAUAAGUUAUCAUCAAAGAAACGAUUCCAUAAUCAAUAUUAUGAUCAACAGUAUCAUUCAUCAAAAGAUACUGUUCAUAAAUCUUCUGCAAAUAAUUCUCAAAGGUCAAAUUAUGAUUUCUUUUCACAUUUACAAAUGUAUUCACAAUUGAACAAUUACAUAAACAAAGAUAAUACUAAAAUGUCUAUUCCAUUAUAUGAUUAUAUUAUACAACGUUUUGAUAUGAAUCAAUUCAUAAAUAAUUCUAGAAAUAUCAUAAAUAAAGAUCAUAUUCCUAGUACAACUAUAACCAAUACAAGUACUACUAGUAAUAUCAAUACUAAUCAUGAUAUAAACAUGAAUCCUAAAACUAUUACUAAUCUAAAUAAUGAAACAAUCAAUUCAAAUCUGGAACCUAAUAAUCAAUUAAAUGAUCGUCAUAUAGAAAUCAUGAGUAUAAUAAACCAAUUAUCAAUGUCUUCAAGUAAUCAUAAUAAUAACAAUGAUCAUAAUCAUAUAAUUACUAAUAAUAAUAAUGAUAUAAAUAGUCUAAAUCAAUUAUUAAUUAUUCCAAUACCUAUACCAAUAUUCAAAAUGGCUCCAAAUAUAUUAGAUAUUUUACAUCAAUAUGGUUAUCAUUCAAUAAAUUCAUGUAAAUAUUAUUCUAAUAAACAAUUUAAUAUCGAUGAAGCAAAUCAAACAAUAAAUUUAAAUAAAUUUAUAAUGAAUAAUCAUAAUAAUAUAAGUAGUAUAAAUAAUUUAAUUGAAAAUAAUUAUAAACAAACAAAUGAAUUCAAUAAAACACAAUUUAUUGAUUAUUUAAAUAAAACUAAUGAAAAAGCAUUAGAUUUAAGUUUAUCAAAUAAAAGAGUAACUUCUUAUUUCAAUAAAAAUAAAUUAAAACAAAGAACAUUUUACCAUAAAUAUCAACAACAAAAUAAACGUUAUUUGAAUAAGAAAUUAUUAAAACAAACAUUAUUAUCUGGUAUAUAUAAAUUAAUUCAUCCUAUAACAAAACAUUGUUAUACAGUUAAAAUUAUACCUAUUAAAUGAUAGUCAUUAUAUAACAAUAAUAAAACUACUUUUUAAUUAUGAAUAUGUAGAUAAAUCGGAAGCAUUUCAAGUGAUCUAUUGUAUAUCUCUAUCAUUUCUUACUGGAGUUCGUUCCUGUCUUCUACAUAUAACUGAAGCCAUAGGAAUUCAUAUAUUUAACAUCCAUUUAUGUGUACAGAAGAAAUUCGUAACCCCCGCUUCUCUACCUAUUCUGUGGCCAGUCAUAACUUAACAAAUGACCCUUUAUUUUAUUUUUGUUAUCAUUAAACUUAUUUUCACAUGUAGUAUUUGUUUAUCAUUUUCUUCCUCUUUCCUUUAGUAUUCUUCACUAUCUAAUUAUUUACUCACUUCUUAUUAUGUAAUGGUUUUAAUGUUUUGUGAUGAUUAUUUUAAGUCUAUUUACCCACGUUUGACCUUCUAUUUCCAAUGUUUAACUAUUGAUAUGACUUUUGAUAUCAUAUUUUAUUUUAUUGUUCUUACUACUAUCAGUACACCUAUCUUCCUACUAUCAACUUGUACUUUUACCUAUUAUGUAUGGUGACUUACUCUAUUUCAUUGUGAUUAUUGAC